Suillus paluster is the source of this 756-nucleotide messenger RNA. RefSeq lists its product as uncharacterized. The record is from RefSeq and is a predicted model, not a curated record. Bases 126 to 515 code for a protein of 129 amino acids. The transcript has 4 exons. NCBI's taxonomy places the organism in Eukaryota, Fungi, Basidiomycota, Agaricomycetes, Boletales, Suillaceae.
CAGGGUGUUGAACAAGACGAUGAAUCCUGUAGCUACGCUUUUGACACAGAUUUUUAUACCUCCGCCGCCGGCGUCGCAUCAAUUCAAGGCGGAACUGUGGAAGGACGUACCCCUCAUAUUUGCUGAUGCUUUUAUCGUCCAAGCAGCUUGUUGUUGAAGAUUUCAGUCCCCAGAAACGGCGUCCUGUACGGUGUUUUGGCGGUGAUAUUCGAUGCGAAGGUGCGGGCUGUGGCUAUGGAGGCCCUCGCAUGGCUGAAACCGACAGAAUUCAGCUGUCUCCCAAGGACUCUUCGUAUCUUGUGAUUGACAACUGGACCUGCCAGCGCCGUGGCCAAUCCUUCUUCAUCUCCGGUUCCAUGGAAGAAAAAGACCGCGUCCCACUCAAAGCCGGCAUCAAACACCAUAUCCUCGUCGAGUUCUGCAACGUCCGUGCCCCAGCAGACGGUGAUGAAGAUGAGAUGGUGAUGGACAGUAACCUUGGUGUUCGACUCGGAGGUGCAGAAGUCAUCGAUUAGGAUGUAAAGAUGGUGGAGGCGGUGGAGAUUGCCAAGAAGGCUGAUGUUGUUCUUGCUAUUGUGGGUUUGAAUGCGGAUUGGGAGACGGAGGGGUAUGAUCGGAAGAUGUUGGGGUUUCCUGGACGGACGGAGGAGUUGAUUGAGAAGGUGCUUGCGAUUGUGUGGUUAUGCUAGGGUUCGUCGAUAACACUUCCGUGGGCUGAUUCAGUCACUGCUAUCCUUCAUUCGUGGUACUUGGGUG